UAAGUUGGUGGUUGGUUGCACCUGCAUGGCUGCAGGUUUUUGCAAGGAGCAACAAUUUAAUAUUAACUGCUUGCUAUUACUUGUUCAUUUUUGGUGUAAAAAGGAGAAAUUUUCUUGUGGUGCAAUGUUGCCGCUUGUACGAACGAGGAACUUGAUGGGCCAAAAUAAAGCCGUGGAGGCGCAGGUGCCGCAGGUGUUAAAAGGGUGAAUGGAAUCGGAGGAGGAGAAGUGGGAGGAGAGAAGAAGGAGAAAAUUGACAGCACCAGAAAACGAGAAAAAAUAAGAAGAGUGGAUGUGGCAUUCUUGGCGAUGGCGAUUAUUUUGUAGAAAAUUGGGAAGCCGCCCUUCUUUACACAGAUGUCCUUUCUGUGAGGAGAUAAUGUGCCCUCGGAGUUUCAGCAGAGCAAACCAGUCAAACCAGUAUAAUGGGCUGCUCUGCGGAUAGAAACGUGUAAAAGAUUAAGAGCGGCGAGAGAGGGAACCGCAGCCGCAAGAUGCACGAGUUGUUCACGCAGGUGUUAGGAAAAAAAGAUCUCUCCAAGGCGGGCGAUCUGUUCUCCGUGUCCGACCAUGCCAUUGUCAACGACCUGACCGAGGUCAUCCAAACCAUCAACCGCAUCAGCACCAUGCCGGACUACCUCAACAACAACAAUGACCAAAGUGUCGUUGAAAUCUGUGUGACAAGGGUCACCUCUGCCAUUAGAGAAACUGGAACCAUAGAACAACACUGUGAAGCUUUGGUGAAACUUCUCGAGUCUUGUUUGAGCCAAAAUUUGAAGCCCUCUCUCAAAGACGAAGACCCACCGCACGCAAAAAUUUCUUCCGACAUUAUUUCGUGUCUCUUUUUGAACUAUAGCAAGAAAGAAGUAAUGAAACGUGCCUUGCCAGUGGCUGUGAAAUUUCUGCAUAAAGGAAACCGUGAACUGUCUAGAAAUAUGUCUUCCUAUCUGUCAUUGGCAGCUAUUGAAAAUGCUGAUCUUCUUGCACUCCACAUCCAACCAAUCAUCGACUCAAUUAUAUCAGGUAAUUACCCUCUUGCAAGAGUCUUACCUCAAAUUUACGCCGUCAACAAGGAACCAAUCAAUGAACAUGUGAUGGCUCUGGCAGCUCUUUUGCCUCAUUGUGAAAAUCCCGACAAAUUGGCUCUUUUGAGUCUUUUUGGUCUAAUUGCCAAGGACAAGCCUUCUCUCCUGGAACCUUGUCUUCCUCAGUUGUGUGAAUACCUUGGACCGGCCUCCACUGCAUCUGCCACAAUGCAAGUCUUCUUAGCAAUGGCAGCCACUAGACCUCAAGUGCUCGUAGACCACCUCCAGCGCAUUAAAGAAGCAGCUCAAUCUCACCCAAACACUCUCGGACUUGCUGCCCAAGUGAUCUCGUCCGUGGGAAAACUGAGCAAGGCUCGUGCUCAAGAGGCGUUGGACUUUGUUUUGGAAAAUUUGCGCCGGGCUGACAGAGGAAGCCAGGGCACUUUACUGAGGGAGGCGACCCUUCUCUGCUCAAGUUAUCCCGUCCUCUUCACUGACAAAAUGCUGGCAGAAGUUCGACAGGUUGAUCGAUCGGAUCGCCAGAACAACGAAUCAAAAGCAUCAACGACAGCCACCACCAAUCCAAGCACCCUCACAACGGCCAGUUCAGUCACCAACUCCAGCGGUGUGACCAUAAUCAAAGUCGAAAACGGAAAGCAAGCGGGGGAAAAGGAGCCACCAGUAACCAGUGUAAUGCCUUACGUUUCUCGACCGGUUGGUGCUGGGCGGCCACGGCUAGGAGACAGUCGCAGCACUGGAAGACUCAGUUCGGCCCUGCACAUGAAUCGCAGCAUGACUAAGUUGAACGGGGGACACGGCAGUCGAAUGGGUCUUCAUCGCAGCGUUACUCGUCUCAGCUCAAGCCAGCAUAUUAAUCUGGGGCCUGUUCCCCAAGCGCCCCCUCUUGUACCCCUGCCCUCGGUCAACAAAAGCGUCACGGCUAUACACUCGGGGCCAACUAAUAUGCCUCGGUUCAUCAGUAACUCGAGGAUUUCCAGUGGCGGAGUUACAGUUACAACAACUUCUGGUACUGUUAGUCCAACAAAAAGCAUCAGUGGGAGCAUAACUGCUCUUCGUGAAGAAAGAGAUGGACUUAUUUCAAUAUCCACUCCUUAUUCAACAAGCUACAAUAUUCAGCCAACCUCUCCAGCAUUUAUUCAGACAGGAAGAGAAACAGUGUGCCUCUACCCUGUGAUCACUUCUUCGGGAGCUGUACAACUAACCCAAUCAGGAACUCGUCUGCACUCACCGUUUCAACUUUCGCAACCUGCCGUUGCACUCACCAAGAGCCACUCGGGAACCACCAGCCUCUUGCAUCAGUCGGGAACCGUCCUGUCUUCCUGCGCUUCCGUGAUUUCCACUGCAGGACUUCAUCCCGGAGUUAGUUCUAUAUUGACUGAUACAAAACCCUUGUUGCCCACCUCAUCAUCACAAACAGCUAUUACUGCAGCUUUGCAGGCACCAGCCCCCACCCGAAGAACUAACACAAGCGUCACGAUCAUUGGACAAGGAGUUCCAGGUCUUGCUGCAGCCCAGCGCAUUAGUGUUUUUGAGCCUUUUCCCAUGAGAGAUACAAUCCAGCAUUUUUGUGAAAAGCACUUGGAUAAAAUAAAAACCUACAUGGAUAAGGUGCAGGCAAGAAUUCCCCCUCCAGCCAAGUGCACCAUUGAAGAGCGUAAAGCAAAGAAGAUGGCCAAAUUGCAUUUUGCUUGUCAAGGCCAGGGUGAACACUGUUUAUACAGCCGCAGCUUCUUCACUAUGAGAACAAGGAAUCCUCGUAUUUGGAUCCACCUGAUGUUCUUGGCUUUGCAAGCAAAAUCUCAGUCGGCUCUCAGCUCUCGAGAAACGUCCGUCAGCAGUCUGAAGAACUGCUGGGAUAUUCUUAAAUGCGAAAACAAAUCAUUCCUCACGCUAGUGACGUCAGCGUUCCCUUGCUCAAAAGACCAAGACAUGCUGUUGCACGAGCUCCGCAACAGCGGCUUCUUUGACGUCUUCGAAUUUAAUGGAUCUCGUCAGAUUUGGGGUUGCUUUUUGUGCAACCACCCUGAGCGAGCUGUAGGUUUUUUGCAGACCACUCAACCUGUAAUAGAGGGCCAGCUUAAGGAAAAGAAGGGGCGCUGGAAGAUUUUUAAACGGUGGCGGACAAGAUAUUUCACUUUGUCUGGCGCUCAUCUUAGCUACAGGGGAACGAAUGACAAGGAUGCAAUUCCGAUUGAGGUGAAUCAAAUUCGAAGCGUGAAAGUAAGCAGAGGAGCUCGAAACAUUCCAAAAGCCUUUGAGAUUUUCACUGGGGACCGUUCGUUAAUUCUGAAGCCCAAAGAUGGGAAAAAUGCAGAGGAGUGGGUGCAGUGCCUGUCCAUAGCUGUGGCCCAUUCUCAUUCCCGAGAGGCACCAAUUAAAAGUUACUCUCUGCCAGCCAGAGGCAUUGGCUUCAGAACCGCAGUGUGACUGAUGUAAAUUAUUAUAUUUUUAGAUUUGCUAAAUUUUAUAUUGUAUUUUACUGUUAAACUCUGUGCCAACAAAAUGCUUUUCAUUCUGUAUUCAAAUGUUACUGUACAAAAAAAAUGCCUUGAAAUUUGUUGAUAUAUACAUAAUUUCUUUAGGAUAAACGCAUACUAAAGUCCCUUUGAAAUUCACUGUACUUUUUGCUCUCCAUGAUUAUGAUAUUGUAAAAAGAAAAUAAUAAAUAUUUGGAUAUUUAUAC
Molecule: messenger RNA, 3729 nt
Organism: Neocloeon triangulifer
Lineage: Eukaryota; Metazoa; Arthropoda; Insecta; Ephemeroptera; Baetidae
Gene: melt
Product: protein melted
Exons: 14
Coding region: 495-3473 (992 amino acids)
Biological process (GO): regulation of signal transduction
Cellular component (GO): plasma membrane
Molecular function (GO): phosphatidylinositol-5-phosphate binding
Source: RefSeq, a predicted model, not a curated record